Messenger RNA from Coccomyxa subellipsoidea C-169, 387 nucleotides. Its product is annotated as HSP20-like chaperone. The coding region runs from base 1 to 387 and encodes 128 amino acids. The record is from RefSeq and is a predicted model, not a curated record. The transcript is spliced from 5 exons. Gene Ontology annotation, biological process: protein folding; response to heat; protein complex oligomerization. Lineage: Eukaryota; Viridiplantae; Chlorophyta; Trebouxiophyceae; Coccomyxaceae.
AUGGCGCAACAGGCAGAUGGAGGAGAAGCGCGUGGCGACAGGCCCCGAACAAUACCAAUUGAUGUCAAGGAGACUCAGAAGACCUUUAUUGUGGCUGCUGACAUACCUGGAAUCCCAAAGGACAAGGUCAAGGUGAAUAUUGACAACGGCCUCCUGGCCAUCGUUGUGGACAAGUCAGUGCUGGAUGCGAAAGAGGGAAAUCAGCAGGAGAAGGAUCAGGAACGGAUGCUCAGGAAGGAGCGUUCCCAGAAUUACGAGCCGCGCUCGGUCCGAUUGCCACCCUCUGCAAAUCUGCAGAAGGCCAAGGCAGAGUUCAUCGAUGGCUCACUCCUCAUCAUCAUCCCAAAGGUAGAGAAAGCACGCGAGCGCAAGAUUGAUGUGCAGUAA